UUAUGGGAAAAAGCAUACAAGUUGAUACUUUGGUUUAGUCUUGUGUUUUUCUUUCGUGACACUUUAGUAUCUCAAUGUUAGUAAUUUGUGUUCAAAUUCAUUAAUAUUGUUAAUAGUUUUGGUCAUUAAAUUUCAAAUGAAGUUCGAUGAUGACGGCAAAAUUGGUCUUAUGAAAUAGAUAGCGAAAAAUAGAGUUUUUCAGUAUUGUCAGAUUAUUCAAAACUAAUUAGAGUUGACUAGAAUUUUAAAAUAAAAAAUAAAUAAAUUGCAAGAUUAUUUUUUUCUUAUUAAUUUUUUUAUAAAUUUAAUAAAAAUUGAUAUGACUAAUCUUGAAUAAAAGUUAAGUUGAUAACGGCAUUAGUGAAUUUGAUUGUCAAUUUUUAACGUGUCCGAAUACUAAAAUUUUUAAAAAAAUCACUUUUCAAAAUUUUGAAUUUUUCUUUUUAAUUCUGGAAAUAACUUUUGGAAAAAGAUGGAUUUUCUAGUCAUUUUACUGAACAAUUAAAAAAAAAAAUCCAAAAGAAAAAAGGCAAAAAACUGAUUUGGAAAUUUAGAGAGGGUAAUUGUUAUCUAUUAAGAAGGAUUGUUAAAACCUAUAAAAAAAAAAAAGAAUUAAUAGCAUAGUUAUAAAAAAAUUAUCCGUUUAUUUUAGAAGUAUUUUCACAAAACUAUCUAUAUUUACCCACACAAAGUAAAAAUAAAUAAAUCAGAAUGCAUCUUAAAAUAAUUAAAAAAAGGAACACAAUGCACCUAAAAUGUACUACUAUUCUUGGAGAAUUACUCCUAGCCUCUCUCUCUCUCUCAGCAAUAAUGCUUACAAAAAUAAAACACACACAAAAAGGAAAACUUUGUACUGGGCAUUGGAUUUUUGCUGUUCUGUUGCAAGUUGCAAAUGGUUAAGAAAGAAGCCAUGGCUGAUUCAACGGUGUCUACCUUUAUGCAAAUGGUAUUCGAGCAAUUAGCCUCUCCAAUAGUUGAAGAAUUUGGACUGAUACAUGGGAUGGUGUCCAAAAAAAGCUCAGCAAACUUUCUCGUAUGCUAGUGAGCAUCCGAGCUGUCAUGAAUGAUGCAGAACAAAGGCAGAUACUUGAAGAAGCAAUAAGUAUAUGGCUUAAAGAGCUCAAAGAAAUUGCGUAUGAUGCUGACGACAUACUAGACGAGAUGUCAACUGAAGUUCAGCGUUUGCAUCUGCAGCCACAGGACCAGAACAUCUUCUCUUUCUUGAAUCCAGGCACUUUCUUUUUCGACAUGAGAUUGGAUCAAAGAUUGAUGAGGUUAUUGAGAAGUUGGAGAAUAUAGCAAAGGAGAAAGAGCAUCUCCAUUUAAGAGAAGGAGCUCUUGGUAUUACUAUUAAUAAGGCUAGAUUUAGGAGGCCUCAAACUAGCUCUAGUCGAGGAGCAGAACAUUUUUGGAAGGAUGAAUGGUAGAGAGGAGCUAAUUUCUUCACUUUUAUGUGAGGGCAAUCAGGAGACAAGGUUAUCUGUUGUUCCUGUAGUCGGGAUGGGAGGAUUGGGAAAGUCAACACUCUGCAGCUCUUUUACAAUGAUAAGGAUAUUCCCAUGCAUUUCGACUUGCGAAUGUGGGUUUGUAUUCUGGAAGACUUUGAUCUGAAGUUGAUUAUAAAAGCAAUCAUAGAAUCUGCAACUGGGGCUAAGUUUGUUCUCCUUGAUAUGGAUCCGAAGCAGAAGCAUCUUCAACGAGUGAUAAAGGAAAAGAAAUACUUGCUUGUGUUGGAUGAUGUUUAGAACGAGAGCUAUAAUGAAUAGGAUAUGCUCCGAGUUCCAUUUAAUGCCCGGGCAUAUGGAAGUAAAAUAAUUGUCACUACUAGGAGUGAAGUGGUUUGUUUCCUGAUGGGUACUAUUCCUGCCCAUUCUUUGAAAGGUUUAUCAGAUACUGAUUGUUGGUCAUUAUUUAAGAGUCGGGCAUUUCCAUACUCGAGUUCUCAUGUGCUUCAGAAUUUGGAACGAAUUGGCAAAAGAAUUGUGAUAAAAUGCCAGGGGCUCCCUUUGGCUCUGAAGGCUCUGGGUGAUCGUCUAAGUCACGUAAGAGAUGAAAAUGGAUGGGCUUUUAUCUCAGAAAGUGAAAUAUGGGAAUUACCACAAGACAAGAUUGAUAUUUUACAGCAGCUAAGACGGAGUUAUCAGCAAUUGCCAAGUCAUCUGAAACAAUGUUUCGGAUAUUGCUCAAUCUUUCCAGGAGAUCAUGAAUACAAUAAAGAAAGCUUAAUUCAGUUGUGGAUGGCAGAAGGAUUUGUUCAGCUUAAAGGAAUUAAACAACUGGAAGAUCUAGGCGAGGAUAAUUUUGAUGAUCUACUGACCAGGUCAUUCUUUCACUUCUCUCACACCGAUCCAUUCGAUGAUGAGCCAAGGUACAUAAUGCAUGGUCUUAUUCAUGACUUAUCACAAUUGGUCACUCAUGGCGACUAUGUUUCAAUUAAUGCUAGCAGGAUGUCCUCCAUGUCCAGAAGGUACCGUCACGUAUCUAUUACUUGUGAUACUCCUGAACUAGUUGAUUUCAGAACUGUAAGUGAAUUUACAAGGGUCCGUAGUUUGCUGUUCUUUGGUGGAUACAGAUACAAUAUCAAGAAAAUCCCCCAUGAUUUAUUUGAGAAGCUGAAAUCUUUGCGUACAUUGGAUUUAAGCCAUACUAGCAUUACUGAGUUACCAAGUUCAAUAGGAAACUCCAAGCAUUUGAGGUUUCUUGACCUCUCAUGGACCUGUAUUCAGAUACUGCCUGAUACCAUUUGCAGCCUAUGCAAUCUGCAGACCCUGAACUUAAAAAAGUGCCUUGAGCUCCGGACUUUGCCUGAUAACAUGAGCAGUUUAAUUAAUCUGCGGCAUUUCAAUGUUUCCUACAGCACAGCUUUGCUAAGGAUCCUUCCGUUCUCUGAUAGAAGGUUUCUGGACCUUCCAAAGUGCAUCAGGAAUCUUAUUAAUCUUUGUGAUAUUGAUAUUUCUCUUGGCACGAGUUUUAGAAAAUUCUUCCGUUUGCUGAAAGGAAGUCUUGCCUAGAUUCUCUCUCUCGAAUGGUUUCCUCACCACCAGUUAUGAGGAGACUAAAACAUCUUUAAACGUUAUCCAACUUUGUGCUAACCAAAAGGAGUGGAUGUGGCGUGGAAGAGUUGAAUAGUACGGUGGAUCUAAGAGGAUCAAUUUGCAUAUCAAAACUUGAGAAUGUGAGGAAUGAAGAGAGAGUGCUAAGGAGGCUGACAUGAAGAGCAAGCAGCGUCUUCAUAAGUUGACACUUAAAUGGAGAGAAGGAAGCCUCUACAUUUGGCGGCAUAGGGCUCUAGCAGAGCAGGUCUCCAUUUGCUUGUUCAAUUGUCAAAACUGUGAAACUCUUCCAAGCUUGUGGCAGUUUCCAUCACUCAAACAGGUAAUAAUCCAUGGAUUUCGUGGUUUAACACAAAUGGACGAUGAUUUCUAUGGGAAUGGUAGUCUUGUGAGAUUCCCUUCUCUGGAAACGCUUGAAAUAAAGGAUUCCCUAACUUGGAGUUCUGAUCAGGAGCUGAUGCAGGUCAAAUGCCUUGCCUUCAUGAACUUACUGUCUGGGAUUGUCCAAAGAUAAAUGAGAUACCAACCCUCCCAUGCAAUCUUGCUGUUUUAGAAGUAGCCAUUUGUAAGGGAAUUCAUUCUCUUCCGAUGAUUUCUUCUAUCCAGAACCUAGUGCUUGUCCGAUGCAAUGAGAUGAUACUGAAUUCAUUGCCUUGCUUUACAUCUCUAUCCUCUUUGAAUAUUUCUGGCUUGUCCCGCCUGAAAUACCUUCCUGAUAGUCUAAUUCAGUACCUAGCAUCGUCACUUAAAACAUUACAAGUUGUUGAUUCUGAUGAUCUCACCUUGUUGACUCUGGAGGGAAGUCUGUGGAAGCUUACAUCCUUGGAACAAUUGGAUAUCUGCAGUUGUCCUCGAUUGACAACACUGAAAAGCGAGGUACUGCCGUCCAACCUGAAGUCUUUCCGGUUAAUAUCUUGUUCAAACCUGACAGCUCUACCAGAACGAUUGGACUACCUCCUAGCCCUUGAGCUUUUAGAAGCAUGGAAUUUUUCUCAACUUAUGUCCCUGCCUGAAAGCAGGUUGCCGUUGAACCUCCAAUUAUUUUGUGUCACAUUCCCAACAUAAAAAUUGAUUUUGAAUGGAUUCAACAGAACUGACUUCGUAACAUUUGUCACUCAACACUGAAAUGGGAAUACUUUGGUAUGUAACGCCAAAUUGUCUUACUCUGAUGACUUGUUUUUACUGUGGAGAAUGAUUAUUUUUUUAUCAACUGCUGAAAUUGAUUAUGUUCUCUAAGCUGCUCUCCCAUCAUCCUAGGAUAUUUUGGUAUACAGAAAUUUAAACAGUGACUUUACUGUGGCCAAUUUCCAUGUUUAAUAUGAUAAACCCUUUUUUUUAGUAUAUAUAUCUAGAUUUAAUCUAUUGGCAAGACCUUUAUGGGCGGUAAAGUAUUCCUUCAAAAGUUUUAACUCAGCUGCAUACCUAAGGUUCGUUCACAAAUUGCAUACUCUCCCAGUAUAGUAAGAUUCUAUACACUUGUUCUAUUUCUUUUCUUUUUAAGAUUAACGUUCUUGAACAUUACUGGAGAAACAUCCUUUACAGGCUAUUUUUCAGAAUGAAGCUCCCAAUGCUGACAAGGUUGUUUUUUCAAGAAUUCUGCUCAAAUUUUUCCUUUCAAAGGUUUGCCUUCUGGUUUAUGAUUGAAUACAGUCAGUAAUUCUAUGUUCCAUUUCCAUUUGUUUGUUGUGGUUCAAUAAAAUCUCUCUUUUGGUAUUGAAGCAUUCCAAAGUACCUGAAAUACGGAUUUACACUUUCAUAUAAUAUAUGGGCAAGUAUAUUACAACGAA
Messenger RNA from Ricinus communis (castor bean), 4840 nucleotides. RefSeq names its product putative disease resistance protein RGA3. Gene Ontology annotation, molecular function: ADP binding; protein binding. The record is from RefSeq and is a predicted model, not a curated record. Lineage: Eukaryota; Viridiplantae; Streptophyta; Magnoliopsida; Malpighiales; Euphorbiaceae. Gene Ontology annotation, biological process: defense response to other organism. The transcript is spliced from 3 exons. Bases 1770 to 3011 code for a protein of 413 amino acids.